AUGGACAAAGAGACAUUGUUUGCAAAGCUAGAGAGAAUGACAAAAGAUGAAGCCUUCUCAGAAUAUAAUAUAAAAUACUACACAGUCUCAGAUUUACUAGAAGAUCCCUUACUAGGAAGAAGUGUAAAGAGCCUGUAUGAAAGGAACUACAUGUAA
Messenger RNA from Nematocida ausubeli, 156 nucleotides. RefSeq lists its product as uncharacterized. The record is from RefSeq and is a predicted model, not a curated record. Lineage: Eukaryota; Fungi; Microsporidia. The coding region runs from base 1 to 156 and encodes 51 amino acids. The transcript has a single exon.